This is a messenger RNA of Polyodon spathula (Mississippi paddlefish), 1692 nucleotides long. RefSeq names its product protein Z, vitamin K-dependent plasma glycoprotein a (gene proza). The transcript is spliced from 8 exons. Gene Ontology annotation, molecular function: serine-type endopeptidase activity; calcium ion binding. Gene Ontology annotation, cellular component: extracellular region. Lineage: Eukaryota; Metazoa; Chordata; Actinopteri; Acipenseriformes; Polyodontidae. The coding region runs from base 110 to 1339 and encodes 409 amino acids. Gene Ontology annotation, biological process: proteolysis; blood coagulation. The record is from RefSeq and is a predicted model, not a curated record.
UUUAGUGACCAAAAUAAAUGACCGUUAAAGCAACAAGCGCAGAACUUUGAACUGUUUGUGCACUAUAUAAAGCGUCACCCACGCUGCGCUCACAAGAGAACCCAGCAAAAUGGUGUCUGUAAUUUUAGCGGGGGCUUUAUGGACAAUCUUCCUGGUGAUUUGCUCAAUUAAUGAAGCUGAACAAAAAGUCUUUCUCAACAAAGAAAAUGCGGAUGAGAUCCUUGGACGACAUAAACGUGCAAAUUCUAGAGGAGAAGAAGCGUUAACCGGUAACAUAGAACGUGAAUGUAUUGAAGAGGUCUGUAGUUAUGAAGAAGCCCGGGAAGUAUUUAAAGACACCUACAAUACGGAUGUAUUCUGGUCACUGUAUAUUGAUGGGGAUCAGUGUUCACCCAACCCCUGUCUGAACGGAGGAAUGUGUGCGGACAGCGUGGGGAGAUAUGACUGCAACUGCAAAGCAGGCUUCUCUGGAGACAGGUGUGAAACUGAUAAUACACAAUGCCGUGGCAACUGCAAUCAGUUUUGUAAGCCAGGGUAUAAAUCGUAUGCUUGUUUCUGUGCCGAAGGAUAUGAGCUUGAUAAGAGAGACAGAAACAAGUGUAAAGCUGUUGUGGAUUUUCCUUGUGGAAAAGUGAAGAAGCCAAGUUCCUGGAAUCUGGUUUCAUUGUUGUGUGCAGAAGAAGAAUGCCCCUGGCAGGUUGAGUUAAAAAAUGAAGAAACCAAAACAUUUUGUAACGGUGUCAUCCUGAGCAAGAAAGCAGUUCUAACCACAGCCAGCUGCACUUUGAAAUUCGCCAACUUUUAUGUUUCUAUAGGAAAACAGACUCAAAAGCAAGUCCUGUAUGUCAAGACCAUUAACUUACAUCCAAGAUAUAUGAAAAACAGCUAUGAGAAUGACCUUGCUGUGGUGAAACUGAGAGAGGAGAUCACAUUAAAAAAAGCAGUGGUCCCCCCCUGUCUUCCUGAAAAAGACUUUGCUGAGAAUGUAUUGAUGAAGGCGGGGCAGAAAACAAAAGCCACUAGCUGGCAAAUGAAUGGUGAUGAAUUCUUUGACCUUCUGCUCAAUAUCCAAGGCCUUAACUAUGAGCCUCUAGAUUGGUGCCAACAAAAACACAACUUUACCAUCACCAGCAAAAUGUUCUGUGUCCAAGCAGACAAUGAAGAUUCACUUUGCAAGUCAUCCCCAGGGAGUCCUCUUAUCACAUCCCACAAGGAUUUCAGUUAUCUGACUGGCAUUCUCAUUGCCGCGCCCAGUGAAUACAAGUGCAGAAAUGGGUACGUUUACUUCAAAAUAUCAAGAUAUCUCUCCUGGCUCAAGCCUUUGCUCAGAGAUGCCUAAAUGCAAAGCAAAACAGUGCUCUCUACAAAGGAAAGUACAAAUGCAAGUCUUGUAGCUGUUUAUACAUUUGAAGCCUGCGUCACAUUUUAAAAUCUUCAUUUUGUUGACUAGCAGCGUCAGUUUAAUAUACAGUAGCUUGCUUCUUUUUGUAUUGGGCUCUUAUUGUGCAUGCAUGCCAGAAAUGAAGACCCUCACAUUUGUUUAAUUCUCUUCCCAUUCUGAUUGUCCCUUAUGAAGACUGUUUAACACUAAACCUGAACUUUUUGCAUCCUAGUUCAUGUUGUAUUUUAGUAGUAUUAUUUGCACUUGCUGUAAACUACACUGUAUUUAAAUAUGAAUCUUGCAUUGUAACC